Centropristis striata (black sea bass) is the source of this 2682-nucleotide messenger RNA. Its product is annotated as myb-related transcription factor, partner of profilin-like. Lineage: Eukaryota; Metazoa; Chordata; Actinopteri; Perciformes; Serranidae. Bases 936 to 1751 code for a protein of 271 amino acids. Gene Ontology annotation, cellular component: nucleus. The record is from RefSeq and is a predicted model, not a curated record. The transcript is spliced from 2 exons.
CGGCAGCUUGUAGCGGUUUCUUUAUUGUUAGUGAGAAAGUUUGUGUUGUGGUCCGUCAGAGCCUCUGUGUGUCCGGAUGAACGUGUCUGAAUGGACUUUGUGCUGUUCACCUUUUCUUUCUGGAUGUUUUACCUCUGACUCAUCUCCCGGUAGACUACAAACACAUUCAAGUUAGCUUAUCAUGCUAGCUGGUUAGCACUGCGGCGCUAGUCAGAGUGACUGUUUGAUGGAGAGCAAACUGUUUCUGACGGAGUUUGUGUGGAGAAAAGUUGGUGUCACUGUGUGAAAAAUGUCUAAAGUCCAAACGGUGAGAGCGCUGGUGGAGCAGCGACUGACUGCGGCUGCUGAAGAGAUAUUUGGGCUGUUUGAAAGAACGAUAGCAGAGUAAGAGGAGGAACUUUGUCGUUCAAAAGAGAAGAACGAGCGACAACAGAAACUACUGGACGCUGUUUUCAACCCUCAGCUUCACGUACACAGAGCAGGUUAGUUACUUUACUUCAGUUACACAGAGCAGGUUAGUUACUUUACUUCAGUCACACAGAGCAGGUUAGUUACUUUACUCCAGUUACACAGAGAAGGGCCGCGUUUCCAAGAUUCGCUCGUUCUUAAGGACUUAAGAAGGCUCUUAAGAAGGGUUCGGCUAAGAAGGAGCGCUAAGAUAGGGGUGUUUCCCAGAUGCGUUCUUAACUGCCUUCUUAAGAUCCCGCCAAAGAAGCUUCGUAAGAAGCUCUUUGUGGGAGCUGUCCACCGCCGUGGUGCUGAAAUAUAAAUCAAUCGAUGCCAGGCAAAUCGAUCACCCACCACUUUAUCAGCGCUUAAGUCACCCCACACACCUGUGCGAUAAGGCUACGUGUGAGUGAUCACAGCUAACAGGUGUAUCCGAGUAGUAAUCAAGCCAUUAACGCAUAUAUACCCCACUGUGGAUACGCACACACAUGAGAAUGGAGAAAGCAGGCAGCAAACGCAGCAAGAGGUCACCCUCAUUUACUGCAGAGGAGAUGGCCACAUUAGUGGACGAGGUCUGGCAGCACCGCGAGGUGUUAUUUGGGGGAACAAGGGGGAAAAAAGAUAUAACAUUAAAAAACCGCAUUUGGCAGGCAAUAGCCCAGAAGAUGUCCCCCUCUAGUCCCUGUGGCCUGCGAGACUGGUGUGCCGUGCGGAAGAAGUGGCAGGAGUUCCAGAGCCAAACAAAAAAAAAAAGCGCACAGGUGAGGCGAGAGAGCAUGGGCACGGGCGGUGGCGCACCUGGGGGUACAACCCUAACUCCUGACGAGGAAAAAGUCCUCUCCAUUAUUGGAAAGACGGCCUCUGAAGGCAUUAGUGGGGGCAUCGAUCUUCUGGGGGACGAGGGGCUCUCAGACAACAGCGAAGGCGAGGAGGAGGAGCCAUCUGGGAGCGGAGCAGCGACCUGCACGUCCCCAGGAGAGGACGACCCCCCGCAACCGAGCCCUGUCCCCGCAUGCCAACCAGCAGGGCCCGGUGUCCGCACACGGGGACGCCCCUCCAUAACGACCUGCACCUGCAGUGAGACACUGGUGCGUCUCGAGAGGGAGAAACUGGCGGUGCUGCGGGGGAUAGAGGGCCAACUGGAGAGACAGACUGCCUUCCAAGAGGAGAUGGUGCGUCUCAAACGUCAGAAGUCGGAGCUGCACCGGAGACAGCUGACACUUGCCGAGGCGCAGUUCAACAGUCCCUCCAUCUCGGUCCCAAUAAUUCUCCCCCAGGACGCAGGUGAUGCAGACGCCCAGUAAAGACAGCGGUGCCAUCGCUUUUUGUUUUGUGUUUUAAAUGAACUACUUUUCCUUUUCAACCAUGUGUUGUGUGGAUAAUUUUGUAUUGAAAAAAGGGUGUCAAACCUAGCGAAAAAAAAUCCCAGGCAAUUUGUAUUGUGUCAUUGAUUUGAGUAGAUUCAUGACAUGUGCGCCCUGACGCACGUGCUUAUCCUAUCACUACUUUCAGCACCUCUAAUUCCCCACUUGUUACCUGGCCUCCUCUAUCCAAAAGUUGGAUUUCAUGUAUCAUUUUGCAUACUGUAUGCAAGAAUUAUUCCUUUACAUCCUGUGCUAGACCUUAAACAGGUAAAGCACCCAAACAUUGCAACAAUAUAUUGAUGUGCGGGACAUUAUCCGACACUAAUUUAUUAAUAUUUGGGUGUUUUACCCGCACAUCUGUUUCACUUCCUAGCUUUCAAGCCCUAUACAUGAUGGUUGAUAUGAUAUGGGUUUUAUGAUGGUAGUGGGUUUGAUGAUGGGUGUAGGGUGGUGCUGAUAUUUGUGUCUGGUGGUGACGGGGGUAGGGACUGAGACUUCAAAAGAGAUUCACAAGCUCCUCUCUGGUCUGGACACCAGCUUGGUGGAGUAUUGCUCGGGCUUCGCGGGGGUUGAGGGCGUCGUCUUCCGAUGUUUCCCCAUCGUCAUCCACAGGAGGCAGCUCAUCUGCUCCAACGCGCACUGCUAUGUUGUGCAGCAUGGCGGUGACAACAAUCACGCGGCAACAUUUCACAGGUGACAAGCGCAGUCCCCCUGACGAACGAUGGACACCUCGGUAACGGGACUUCCACCUGCCAAACACCCGUUCAAUGUGGGUCCUGGUGUGUGUGUGGGCCUCAUUGAACCUCUCCUCCUGUGGUGUUGCUGGGUUGGUUACCGGUGUCACGAGGUAACUCCGGAGAGGGUAGCCACU